This is a messenger RNA of Acanthopagrus latus (yellowfin seabream), 888 nucleotides long. Its product is annotated as vegetative cell wall protein gp1-like. The transcript is spliced from 3 exons. The coding region runs from base 1 to 888 and encodes 295 amino acids. The record is from RefSeq and is a predicted model, not a curated record. Lineage: Eukaryota; Metazoa; Chordata; Actinopteri; Spariformes; Sparidae.
AUGACCGGGCCGUAUAACAAGGACCCAGCAGUGAAUGGCCUGGAGAUAAUCAGGUGCGCCAAGUCCACUGCCUGCACCUCGGUCGGAGACCCAGCCGAGUCUCACUCCAAGUCCACUGUCUGCUCCUCGGUUGGAGGCUCGGCCGAGUCCAGUGCGUGCUCCUCGGUCAGGGGUCCGGCCGAGGUCGUUUGUUGCCAGAGACCCUUCAUCGGCUCUCAGACCACCAGCUCCCGGCAAAACUCCGUCGGUGGUCCGGCCAAGAACCUUGAGGGUUUCCCAGCCAGUGGUCUGGUCGCCAGUGGGUCUCCGUCCACGCCCUCGCCACCGGUUGCCAGUGGGUCUCAGUCCACGCCUUCGCCACCGGCCUCCAGUUGGUCUGAGCCCGCACCCUCGCCUUCGCCUUCGUUACCAGCCUCCAGCGGGUUCCAGCCCUCGCCUACGCCUGUGGUCCCCAGUCACCAGCCUCCAGCGCCUACGUCUUCGCCUUCGUCACCAACCUCCAGCGAGUUCCAGGCAGCACCCACGCCUUCGCCACCGGUCUUCAGUGGGUCUCAGCCCACGCCUUCGCCACCGGUCUUCAGUGGGUCUCAGCCCAUGCCUUCGCCACCGGUCUUCAGUGGGUCUCAGCCCACGCCUUCGUCGACAGCCUCCAGGGGGUUCCAGCCCGCACCUUCGCCUUCGCUUUCGUUACCAGCCUCCAGGGGGUUCCAGCCCACACCUACGCCUUCACCACCAGCCUCCAGGGGGUUCCAGCCUGCACCUUCGCCUUCGCCGUCGUCGCCGUCCUCCGGCGAGUUCCAGGCCGCGUCUAUGCCUUCGUCGCCACCCUCCGGCGAGUUCCAGAUGUACCUGAUCAAUGUGUGGAUCACUUUGAAUCCAGUGAUCUGA